AUGAGAGAUUCUAAUGAGGACUUUGAUGUAGGGGAAUCCUCAUGUCACCAACAAGGAAGUGCUUACCUUGAUUUUUAUGACUCUCAAUUACAACAAUAUAUAGAGAAUGAAACUUCCAUCCAUGAAAACCCCCCAAGUCAAACCCUAAAUCAAAUUCUAAAUCAAAUUUCACAGGAGGGAACAAGUGUAGAGGAGAGAAGAGAAGAAACUAAUGAUACAAGCUCUCCAAAUAAUCAGAUGGUAUCAUACCCUUGGCCUGCGGGACAAUUGGGACCAGAUACUUCCGAUAAGUAUGCGACUGAUUUGGAAUUCACGAGUAAAGAAGAGGCAAUAAAUUGGGCUAAAGAAACGGCUCUUAAGAAUAAGUGUGUGUUAGUGAGAAAUACUCAAGGUAAAGAUAUUCGGUUUGAGAUGACUUGCGAGAGAGCUGGGUCGUAUGCUAAAAACAGCCACAAAAAAAAGGAUUAUGUAUAUGAAAAAAAGGCUAAUAAGAAUUACAAGACUAUUACAAGGAAGGAUGGAUGCCCCUUCAAGCUUGUGUUCAAUUGGAAAGGAAAUGCAUAUAAAAGUAAAGUAUGGAACGGUCGCCAUAAUCAUCCGGAUCCAGACUCUUUUGUUUGGCACUGCUUGGUGGCAAAGCUUAAACCUCAUGAAUUCGCGGAAGUAGAGAGAUUAUAUAAAAGAGGCACCGCACCAAGUAAAAUGCUACUCGGCAUUAAGGCCAAGGAUCCAGAUAAUGUGUCUUCAUUAAGUACAAUUUAUAGUGCACAAGUCACUAUAAGAAGGGAACGUUGGCAAGGUAGGAAGGUUAUGCAAGAAUUUCUAAAGUUAGCAACCGAUCACAACUAUACACACACGGAAAAAGUUGGUCCAGACGGUGAGGUUCUUCAAAUAUUCCUUGCUCAUCCGUUGAUGGCACAAUUGGCUCAAUCAUUCUUCCCGGUUCUUAUAAUGGAUUGCACUUACAAGACAAACAAAUAUCAUAUGCCGUUGUUCAACAUUGUAGGUCACACAUCGGAUAGGGUAACAUUCACGUUAGCUUGGUGUUUUAUGAGAAACGAGAAGGAUUAUAAUUAUAUUUGGGAAUUAAACCAAUUGAAGUUACUCUUUCGAGGUAAUGAUCUUCCAAGGGUCAUAAUAACCGAUUAUGAUGACGGAUUAAUGUACAAACUUUCUGAAGUUUUUCCGUAUGCACAAAAUUUCCUUUGCACGUUCCACAUUGUAGUCAACGUGAAUAAAAAUUGCCAUGCGGUUAUUGAACCACCAAAGGCGGAUAUUAAGAAUUCAAAGAAAGAAGCACUUGAAGAAGAAGUUCGCUUUAAGCUACUAUCACCGGAAGAUCAAGAAGAGGAGAGAAAAAAAAUUCAAGAGCAAGUGGACGAAGAACAUAAAGCCAAUCACGAUAAAUGGUUAAGUUUUAUAAAAGAUUUGGAUUCCUUGGUUUGGUUUAUCACCGAAACUAGAUACGAAGAAAAUUUGAAGAAGUUUAUUGAUCGGUGGAAUGAAAGGUAUCCAAGCGCGGUCUCUUAUAGUAGGAAAAAUUGGUUGGAUCCGUUAAAACAAAAAUUUGUGCGAGCAUGGACGAACCGAUAUAGAAACUAUGGUAAUGAGUCCACUAGUAUUGCGGAGUCCGCUCACGGUCGCUUGAAGAAACUUCUUGAUUCUAAUCAAGAAAAUAUUGUUACGGUGACGGAAGCAAUGGAGCAAUAUUUCAAGAAUGAUAUUGAUAGAAUUACCAAAGCAUUUCAAAAAAGUUCAAUGGAGAGGAUGACAACAUUUUUGAAGCAUGAAAAGUUUCUCCGGGGAAUAGAAUAUAAUGUGUCACAUUGGGCAAUAGAACAUAUGAUGAAAGAAUUAGAUUAUGAGAUAGAAAAAGGCCGUCCAGGUGAUAUGUGCAUAUGUACUUCGAUGUCAUCUUUGGGUCUUCCGUGUCAGCAUAUGCUUAUUAAGUAUAAAGAAGUGAUACCUCUCGAAUAUAUUGAUCCGUUUUGGAAACAAUUAUCUUUUACACCUCCUCCUACGGAACUUGUCGGAGAAUCACCAUGGGAAACAAAUGAAGGAAUAGAAUUCUUCAACUCACACGGAACCUCGGCAACCCGACAGAUUUUGUUGAGCCAACUAAGAUUAAUUACUCGCCCAUGGACACGUGACUUGAAUGAACCAAUAAUAGGAAAGCCACCCGGGAGACCUCAAACCCAAUUGUCAAGGACAAAAGAAAGGAAGAUCUUGAAAAAAACAACUGGACGCGAGGUGGAGCGUCAAGAGAAAACGGUUCCAAAGAAAAGAGGAAGGCCGAAAAAAGAAGUUUCUACAUCAACACCACAAGAAGAUGAUGGGAGUUCACAACCGACACCAAAGAAGAGACAAAGUGCGAAGAAGGGAUUAUGUACACCAAUGCAAACUCAACAAGAUGAGAGUGCACAAUCGGUUCAAAAUAUUGAUGAAGCACAAAUCCCAAAGAGGAGGAGGGAAAGGCCGAGGAAGUUUGUGUAUGUCCCACUUGGACCCUUAGAGUAUGUAGAAGAUGGGUUGGAUAUACUCACUCUACUUCACGGUGAUAGGAAAACACCUAGGGAUCCAAAAUCACGUAGACCAAGUCGAUCGUAUCAUACUAAAAUACAAGAGUACAUGAAUCAACUACCCGAGUUCAUUCGUGAAUACAUAAUAUAUACGGAUGAUGUCGAUGGAGAUGGAAAUUGUGGUUUUUAUGCUGCGACCGAGCAAUUAGGAUACUUAAGUUUGGCGGAUAACGAAGGGUUGACACAAUGGCAAUAUGCUAGAAGGAGGAUGGCCGCAACACUUAUCGAGAAGAAGAGGUUUUAUGAACAUGCGGUCGACGAUGAGAAGGGGUUCAAAAAUUUGCAUGCUCGCGUUCUUGGGCCUAAGGAGCCGAUGGCAUUCCUUCCUUCAGAAUAUUGGAUGCAAAUGCCGGUAUGUGGGCAUCUACUAGCAGAUACAUUUAACUGUGUGGUACAUUAUUUUAGCCCUACUGCGUCAUCAACGUUCACACCAAAGUGGCAAAAGUGCGAAGGAUCUCUUAAGAAGAGAAGGAUGGCUUUAGCGUUUGUGAACGAGAAUCAUUUCAUCAUUCUCAAAUUAAAGGAAAAUUGUCCAUUACCACCGGUUUGUGCGAUGACUAAAAACAAGGAAGUAGUUCCCAAUUACUCAAACGAAUGGAUGGAGUUGUACGAAGAUAAUCACCAACUUUGGGAUGCUUUGGACCUUUCAAUUCCCUGA
Molecule: messenger RNA, 3237 nt
Organism: Papaver somniferum (opium poppy)
Lineage: Eukaryota; Viridiplantae; Streptophyta; Magnoliopsida; Ranunculales; Papaveraceae
Product: PKS-NRPS hybrid synthetase CHGG_01239-like
Exons: 3
Coding region: 1-3237 (1078 amino acids)
Biological process (GO): regulation of DNA-templated transcription
Source: RefSeq, a predicted model, not a curated record